This is a messenger RNA of Protopolystoma xenopodis, 315 nucleotides long. Lineage: Eukaryota; Metazoa; Platyhelminthes; Monogenea; Polystomatidea; Polystomatidae. The record is from the annotation of a GenBank genome assembly.
GUUGAUCUGGUACGUUGUCAGAUCCGCGUGGCCGAAGGAAAAUCUCUGGCUGAUGUACAUUUGCGUCAGGACGAGAUUGUGUCAAAUGCAUAUGCCAUCCAGUGCCGAGUUACUACAGAGGAUCCGGCCAAAGAUUUCCAGCCUGACUCUGGUAGAAUUGAGGAUCAACUUUUACGGUCUCUUAUGAUGGAGCUUUUGCAAACUGACAGCUUCUUUGGCCGGCAGGAUACAUGCAUGCUAUCUUCCAGUAUUCACCCUCUGGACAGGCACAAUGCGAAACCGGCGACACUUCUUGCUUCGUUCCGCUCGUCCUGA